AAAUAAAUUACGCAGUACUAUCAUUUUGUGGUGCUAACUGCUACACUAACUGCUACCACCCCUACUUGACUUUCGGCGGCGGCGGCGGCGGCGGCGGCGGCGAUGAUGAUAUUAUCUAUGGAGGCCGUCCUCAUCAAACUCCCCUCCUCCCUCCGCACCAUCCACCCCAACCCUAACCGCACUCUCCGCACCGUCCCCUUCGCUUCCUCCUCCUCCGCUCCCUCACCUCUUUCAACCGACCCGCACCUCGCCCCCGGAUCCCUCGCGCACCUCACCCGCCCCGACUUCCCCAUCCUCCACCAGGAGGUGAAUGGGAAGAGGCUGGUGUAUUUGGAUAACGCCGCCACGUCGCAGAAGCCGGCGGCGGUGGUGAACGCCCUGCGGAAUUAUUACGAAUUCUAUAAUUCGAACGUUCAUCGCGGAAUUCACUAUCUCAGUGCAAAGGCGACGGAUGAAUAUGAGCUGGCGAGGCAGAAGGUGGCGAAUUUUAUAAACGCAUCCGACUGUAGAGAGAUUGUGUUUACGAGAAAUGCUACUGAGGCAAUCAAUUUGGUGGCUUAUAGUUGGGGGCUCUCGAAUCUCAAGGAGGGAGAUGAGGUUAUACUUACCAUCGCUGAACAUCACAGUGCUAUUGUUCCUUGGCAAUUUGUGGCUCAAAAGACUGGUGCAGUGUUGAAGUAUGUAAAUUUAGGAGAGGAUGAAGUUCCAGAUGUAGAAAAGCUAAGAGAAAUGAUCUCAAAGCGGGCCAAACUUGUCGUUGUUCAUCAUGUCUCCAAUGUGCUGGCUUCUGUUCUCCCAAUUGAUCAAGUGGUAAGCUGGGCUCAUGAUGCUGGAGCCAAAGUGCUUGUUGAUGCUUGUCAAAGUGUUCCUCAUAUGGUGGUUGACGUGAGGAGCCUUGAUGCUGAUUUCCUGGUUGCUUCGUCCCAUAAGAUGUGUGGGCCUACAGGCAUUGGGUUCUUAUAUGGUAAAAGUGAGCUCUUAUCUUCCAUGCCUCCUUUCUUAGGUGGUGGUGAAAUGAUAUCAGAUGUAUUUUUAGAUCACUCAACCUAUGCUGAACCUCCAUCUAAAUUUGAAGCUGGAACUCCUGCUAUUGGAGAAGCCAUUGGAUUGGGGGCAGCAAUCGAUUAUUUGUCAGCCAUUGGGAUGCAAAAGAUUCAUGCAUAUGAGGUAAAGCUAGCGAAUUAUCUGUAUGAUCGACUGAGCUCAGUACCCAGCGUCCGUGUCUAUGGCCCUAAACCUUCUAGAAGCGUGACCAGAGCAGCAUUAUGCUCUUUCAAUGUGGAAGGUGUUCAUCCAACCGAUAUUGCAACUUUUCUCGACCAACAGCAUGCCGUCGCAAUUAGAUCAGGUCACCAUUGUGCUCAGCCUCUUCACCGGUAUCUUGGGGUGAGCUCGAGUGCUCGCGCUAGCCUUCAUUUCUACAAUACAAAGGAGGAUGUCGAUGACUUCAUCAAUGCCCUCUCCGACACCAUCGACUUUUUUGCAUCUUUCAAGUAGGGAAAAAUGGUGUAGAAGAAGACAGAUAUGAAUAUUGUUGACAUAUUAUGUAUUUCUAAAUAAGGAAUAACAAAAAAGUAACAAGUUUAUGUUUCGAAAUAACAUACGUGAAACUAUUUUGGUA
This is a messenger RNA of Salvia splendens (bonfire salvia), 1621 nucleotides long. Its product is annotated as cysteine desulfurase 1, chloroplastic-like. The record is from RefSeq and is a predicted model, not a curated record. Bases 103 to 1497 code for a protein of 464 amino acids. Lineage: Eukaryota; Viridiplantae; Streptophyta; Magnoliopsida; Lamiales; Lamiaceae. Gene Ontology annotation, molecular function: pyridoxal phosphate binding; cysteine desulfurase activity. The transcript is spliced from 10 exons.